Molecule: messenger RNA, 303 nt
Organism: Laccaria bicolor S238N-H82
Lineage: Eukaryota; Fungi; Basidiomycota; Agaricomycetes; Agaricales; Hydnangiaceae
Exons: 3
Coding region: 1-303 (100 amino acids)
Source: RefSeq, a predicted model, not a curated record
AUGGCAAAGCAGGAGAAGGUCCAGAUGCAUGUGUUCAAGUUCAGGACCGACUAUACCAAAAUGCGAAAUCAAUUCGAGAAACUAAAGGCGGGAGCAGUACGGGCAGUAUCGAGACUGCUCGAAGAUGCCAACAUCUGCCACGCCCCUCUCACCCUCAACGAUGUUUCAAGACAACAAAUCCACCGCGAUCAACCCAAAAUAACCCGAAGUCGUUUCCCCACUCCACAAAAAGGGUCUGGCGGAGAGCACCAAGCGUUAGAUGAGCAUACCUUCAUUCAAAAACACGGACACCCGGCUGGAUGA